Rotaria sp. Silwood1 is the source of this 2212-nucleotide messenger RNA. The record is from the annotation of a GenBank genome assembly. NCBI's taxonomy places the organism in Eukaryota, Metazoa, Rotifera, Eurotatoria, Philodinida, Philodinidae.
AUGUUCUUUUUACCUUGUCAAAAUACGUAUGAUUAUACACUACCAAUGUGCAAUCCAAAUCCAUGCUAUGAAUCAUAUGGUAUUCUUGGUAUGUGGGAAUAUAUUGUCAAUACUACUGCACCCGUUUUAAUUGAAGCCGUUGCCAGUAUUUCAUUUCUUGUACGUGUUCAUUUACAAAGACAACGUCUUCGUCGUUCAAAUCAGUGGCGUAAAAAUCGUCGAAUAAUAUUACAAUUAUUAUUUGUGUCAAUUUUGAAUAUUGGUUUCAAUGUACCCCCUUAUCUCAUCUCGUUGGCUCAUUUUUGUGGUCUACCACCAGAGUACGGUGUUGAAGCUCAACGCUAUUUCUAUUUUCUUGGUUAUUUUGUCAUUUUUCUUUUUCCAUUCGCAUGUUUAUUUCAAUAUCCUGAAUUACUUUCGACAAUCAAAGAGAAACUAUUCUGUAGAAUGCCACAAGGACAGCAUCAAAUGGGUGCUUCUAUACCUGUGACGAUGAGCAGAAGGGUGCGUACUAUUCAAUAGUCCAACGCAGUAAAACGGAAACUAUUGAUUUAUCUUUUUGAGAAGUUGGGUGUGUGAUAUAGCUACCAAGAUCUAGAUGUCGUCCCUGCUAGAGGACUCAUCAGUUGGCUUGAAUCGCAAAUAUGUAUAUAUCUGUAUGAUUACGAAAAUCAAACACAAGAUAUAGACAAUCUACACUGCUAUAUCUCGAUUAAGAGACAUAGUAGCAGUUAUACAGUUAAGAAACUGUGAUGUAAUAUAGCUGCCAAGAUCGAAAUUGUUGUUGAUCUAUGUGAUUGUGUUAUCCUUGAAGUGUUUCGUGUUCGGAUUUCUGCAGUUGAUUUAAAGUGAGACCGAUUGCAACCACAUAUUGUGAUUUAUCAUUUUUUAUCUAAAGAUAUAAAUAUAUUGUCAAGAGUUAAUAACUUGUAUCAUUAUGUGUAUGGUUUAUUAUGAGUUUAUUUUGUUUAUCAAUUUUUCAUUUAUAUUGAAUUUUUAUUACGGUGAUACAUGGUUUUUAUUCGUGCUGUGUCAUAUAACAGUUUUGAUAUAUUUAUCCUUUUUUCUUGUGGAUCUGUAUGUAUCGGUUGGUUUCUAGCACUUCUUGUCAUUUUGAUUUGUGCUAUCUAUCUUGAUGGUUUUAUUGUAAGGAGAUAUUGUUUUAGACGUUUGUAUACAAGUCUAUGGCAAAGCGUUCGAUUGCUUUUUUGUUGCUACAAUAAGUUUUCUUUCAAUGAUUAUUGUGUCAUGAAGUGUAUCUUGCCAAGUUAGAUGUAUAUUUUUCUUCGCAGAUUCAAAUCUUUUCUCAUGUUUUGUGUGUAGAAAAAGUAGCUUUUUCCAUGAUUUGUUUUGCUUGUCUUAUGCAUCAUUUUCGUUAAAUGACAUUGUAGAAUUUUUUGAUUUAUUAGUUUCUGGUAGAGUUGGUGUUGUAAAUUGUUCUUUUUGUGUGUGUAUGGUAGUUGAUGUACCUAGGAAUUGUUUUCGCAUGUCUUUACAGUCGUUUUCAUUUCUUAUUAAUUUCUAUAGUAUUCGUGUGAAUCUUUUGAUAUUUGAAAAAAAUCUUCUAAAAUGAGUAUCUAUAAAUGUUGUUGGGUACCUAAUAAAGUAGUAAAAUUAUUUUUGUAGAUGUUAAAUGAAGAGAUUUUUUGUUACCCAUUGUAGAGUAAUGUCAUUCGAAUAUUCCGACGCUCAUUAUCGAGUGCUUCUAAAGUUGAUGAGUAGCGAAUGGCUCGUGUGAGAACGGUUUUAAUUAUAGUUGCAAAUAUAUGGCAUGGAUGAUCUGAUUUGAAUGGAGGAAUGUAAGACUCUGCUGAAUCUUUGUAAUACACGUGUGUUGAUAAUAUACCACCGUUAUUUUCUAUAUGAACAUCAAAAAAAGUCUAUGAUAUUGCCAAUUUUAGCUGUUAAUAUAAUGUUUUUAUGAGAAUUGUUAGUCUUAUAGAUUAAUUUGCCAACUGUUCUUUUAAUUGAUUAAAUGUAAAGAAAACAUCGUCAAUACAUCUUAAAAUUGAAAAAACUUAGAACAAUUGGGUGUGGGUGUGGGUGUCUAUAAAUAACAAUCUCCACAUCCACAUCCACACCCUCACCCACAGCCACACCCACACCCACACCCACCCACACCCCACACCCACACCCACACCCACACCCACACCCACACCCACACCCACCCACACCCCACACCCACACCCACACCCACACCCACACCCACACC